AUUUAGAUUUAAUAUAAAAAUAGUCUAAGUCUAUAGAAAUGAAUUCAUCAAAUAAACCGAUUGUUUUAAACUUAGAAAUUGGUGACCAAUUAACUUAUAUAUCUUGUGGUCAUGUUAUGGUAGAGUUAAUUAAGUUUAUAGUCUAUCAAAGACUACAAAUACCAUAUUCGUACCAGUGGUUGAAGCAAGUUGUAACGAAGAAGAAAUCUUGCGAAGAUGAUAACGUGAAGGAUAGUUUUCAAUCUGAAAGACAUUUUAGAGCAGCAUCUACUGCUUUGGAAAAUUUGGAUUUUAUUUUGAAGAGUCUUCAAAAAGAAGUGAGCAGCCCUUCUAUUCCUGAUGAAGUGUGUAUUGCCCUGGGAGCUACACCGGUGACAUGUAAGGAGGUUUAUAGGGUAAUCUUACCUACAGCUUGUCAUAAACCACAAUGUCACUCUACUCUCAUAGCUAGUGACCAGAAGAUACAAAGGAGUGUGUUUCGGACCUUAGUAACAUCAGAGAAACUGAGUCAAGUAUUCUUCAACCAACUCCAACCUACCAAUCUGUAUGUGUUUAUUAAGAAAAAGUUGGUUAACAAUUUGGACAGUGUCAUAGACAGUGACAACUUUGUAUUUACCAGCGGUUGCAGAAUACCUAGAAGCUCUAAAAUAGUGGUGUUAGACCUUAGAACUAAAACAUUUGACAAUUUAUCUUGCUGCAAUGAAUUCCAAAUAUUUGGAGAUAUUGUUAAUCAAGACUUGCAGAACCUACAGUUAGGCGAAACAGAAGAAAAUGUGGACGAAUUUAAUGAGAUAGAAUCCACUGAUGCUGCGAGAUGGUAUCAGUCUUCGUAUGUGAUGAAGGGAUUUAAAGACUGCACGGUCAAUGGUAGUUCUAUCACGAACGCCUGGCUCAACUCUUGACUGAAUGCAAACUGCAACUUAGCUCAAUUAUUAUUUUAUUGUUAUCACAUAUUUUUGUUUAUGCACCUAGCAUUUUUAUAACAAUGACUGACAUAUUUCAUGUUGUAAGAAUUGUUCUAAUCUCAUACAACUUAAAUUUAAUUUAGGAAUAAAUUAGUAAAAUAUAUUACUUUUAUGUUACAUAGUAACAUAUUUGAUCAUGAUUGUUUUAGACUGAUACACUGUAAUUAGUGCCAUAUACUGUUAUUACAAUUACAAUAUUAUGUACCCUUCUGUAUGUGUUGUAUCUAUAAUGUUAAUACAAAUCUGUUAAAUUGACAAUAGAAUAUUAUUAUACAGUAUCAUCACUUUUUUUUAUUUUAAAAAGAUUUGUUGUUAUUGACAAAUAUCACAACAGCCAAUUCUCCUAAGUCACAUAGGUAAUUUAUUAGCUUCUGUCAGUGUCUUUGCCUGCAGUAUCUGAUAAAAAGUAGCCUCUGUAUUAUU
Molecule: messenger RNA, 1388 nt
Organism: Spodoptera exigua (beet armyworm)
Lineage: Eukaryota; Metazoa; Arthropoda; Insecta; Lepidoptera; Noctuidae
Source: the annotation of a GenBank genome assembly